CGAGGCGCCUCUGGGUUUCCGUCUCGCAACGCUCCUCCACACGGACACGUGAAUUCAGCCGAACUGCCAGAACUCCGUAAACAUGGACUUCGUUGAGGUGCCGGUGUCUGAAGAUGUGCCGGUAUCUGAAGAUGUGCCCGCUAAGAAGAGUAAAGUUAAAAAGGAGAAGAAGAAGAAACUGAAACGGGAGAUUAAAGAGGAGAAGGAGGAACAGGGGCCAGAACCUGAACAGCCCUCAGGAACCCUCCUGCCCCCCUCCUAUAGCCUGUCCGAGAUCAAGAAUAAACAGAGGAGGCACCUCAUGUUCAUGAAGCUGAAGCAGGAGAAACGCAAGCUCAAAUUGGACUUAAGAAAGAAAAGAAGAAAAGAGCGAGAAGCACUUGGUGACAAGGCACCACCAAAAGAAGUUCCAAAAACAAUUGAAAAUCAGAGAGUUUAUGACGAGACGACGGUAGAUCCAGAGGAUGAGGAGGUGGCUUAUGAUGAAGGCACAGACGAGUUUUCAGCAUACUUUAACAAACUGACGAACCCCAAAGUUCUUAUCACUACGUCAGACAGACCGAGAGGGAGAACAGUACGAUUUUGUGAACAAUUGGCAUCAGUAGUACCAAAUGCACACGUGUACUACAGGAGAGGUCUUGCACUAAAAAGGAUCAUUCCUCAGUGCGUAUCUCGAGAUUUCACAUACCUCAUGGUCAUCAAUGAGGACCGAAAAGUGCCUAAUGGAAUGGUUCUCUGUCAUCUUCCAGAUGGACCAACUGCGCAUUUUAAAGUCAGCAGUGUUCGACUUCGUAAAGAGAUGAAGAGAAGAGGUAAAGAACCAACAGAACACCACCCAGAGGUCAUCCUGAACAACUUCACCACCAGACUGGGCCACAGCAUCGGGCGCAUGUUUGCUGCACUAUUUCCUCAAGAUCCGCAGUUCACUGGUCGCCAGGUUGCCACUUUUCACAACCAGCGGGACUUCAUCUUUUUCAGAUUUCACAGAUAUAUUUUCAAGAAUGAAAAGAAAGUAGGCAUUCAAGAACUCGGACCCCGUUUCACCAUGAAGUUACGCUCCCUGCAGAAAGGGACAUUUGACUCCAAGUAUGGAGAGUACGAGUGGGUACAUAAGCGUCACGAAAUGGACUCAAGCAGAAGAAAAUUCCAUCUUUAGGAAUAUGUGAAAGAUGUAAAGGACACGUGAAAAUCAUUUCUUUAUUACUUGAUUCAUUGCUUAUAAUCAGUCUGUAUAAAUGUACUGAUCAUAUGAAAUGUAACAGGAUCGAGUCUGUGCGUGAUUGAAAAACUGUCACAAGAAACUACUUGUGACAGUACAACUGUACAGUUAGUGUAAAAUUAAAUGCUGUCACAUCCCCA
Astyanax mexicanus (Mexican tetra) is the source of this 1359-nucleotide messenger RNA. It is a transcript of the gene rpf1, whose product is annotated as ribosome production factor 1 homolog. Gene Ontology annotation, molecular function: rRNA primary transcript binding. Gene Ontology annotation, cellular component: nucleolus; preribosome, large subunit precursor. NCBI's taxonomy places the organism in Eukaryota, Metazoa, Chordata, Actinopteri, Characiformes, Acestrorhamphidae. The coding region runs from base 83 to 1156 and encodes 357 amino acids. The transcript is spliced from 9 exons. The record is from RefSeq and is a predicted model, not a curated record. Gene Ontology annotation, biological process: maturation of 5.8S rRNA; maturation of LSU-rRNA.